AUGGCAGCUUCUUGGGGAUUUACACUUUUUCUCUGCGUGCUGCUGAUGGUGUGUAGAGGCUUGAGCCUUGCGGGUGAAGAUCCAGAUCAAACUUUAUCAAGCAGUGGUCAAGUAAAAACCCGUAAUCCACAAAUAGACAAUGCAAUGAGCUCAAACCAUGGCACAACUGGAGAAGGUGGCCAUGCAGCGGAGCCCAUCACUACACUGCCUAUUGUGUCCUGGAAGUGGCAUCAUGUCACCACCCCGUACCUGGUGGCGCUGUGGAUCCUGGUUUCCUGGCUCUGCAAACUUGCCCCACAAGUGUUAGCNGGUCUGCUGCAGUACCUUCUUUUCGGCAGUCUGAUGGCUGCUGUGGACCCCGUGGCCGUCAUCGCUGUGUUUGAGCAGGUGCACGUUAACGACGUCCUCUUCAUCAUGGUGUUUGGAGAGUCGCUGCUCAACGACGGUGUAACUGUGGUGCUCUUCAAUGUGUUUGAUGCAUUUGUGUCACUGGGAGGACCUAAAAUUGAUGCUGCAGAAAUUGUCAAAGGAAUAGUUUCCUUUUUUGUGGUUGCAUUUGGCGGUUCACUUGUGGGCCUUGUUUUUGGCCUACUAAUUUCACUUCUGACCAGAUGCACAAAAAACAUCCAGAUCAUCGAGCCAGGCUUCAUCUUUGUUUUGGGAUAUCUUUCCUACCUGACUGCCGAGAUGCUUUCGCUGUCUGCUAUCCUUUCGAUUGUCUUCUGUGGAAUGUGCUGUCAGAAGUACAUCAACGCAAACAUGGAUGAGAAUUCGGUCCAAACAGUCAGAUACGCCAUGAAGGUCUUCGCCAACGGAUCAGAAACCAUCAUCUUUGUUUUCCUCGGCAUCUCGGCCAUCGAUAAGGUUAUCUGGGUUUGGAACACGGGCUUCAUCCUACUCACGCUCCUCUUCGUCUUUGUGUAUAGAUUCAUUGGUGUGUUUUUCCUCACCUGGAUCCUCAACAGGUACAGGCUGGUGCCCUUGGAGUUUGUAGAUCAGGUGAUCAUGAGCUACGGUGGCCUACGAGGAGCUGUUGCAUAUGGCCUGGCUGUGAUGCUGGAUGAGAAUAAGAUAAAAGAGAAAAACCUGAUGGUCUGCACUACACUCAUUGUGGUGUACUUCACUGUCAUCUUGCAGGGAAUAACAAUGAAACCUCUGGUCAUGUGGCUUAAAGUAAAGAGAGCUGCAGUGACUGAGGUUUCGCUCCUAGAGAAAUUGACAAACAAGACGUUUAAUCACGCUCUGGUUGCCAUAGAAGACAUAUCAGGACAAAUAGGACACAACUACAUGAGGAGCAAGUGGAAGUAUUUUGAGGAAAACUGGAUGUCAUGGAUUUUGAUGAAGCCGUCUGCAAGGAAGAAACAAGACCAAGUCUUUGAUGUCUUCCAUCAGCUGAACCUCAAGGAUGCCAUGGAAUAUGUGACUGAAGGUGAGCGGAGGGGCUCUCUGGAGUUUGUCCGUAAUGAAAAUUCCAUUAUUGACUUCAAGAAAAAGUCUGAAAGUGAAUCCUUCGAUAUCAACAAUGCAAAUAUGUCAAAUGAUCUUGGUGCAAUGUCCACUACGAGUAGAGAUCCCAUUCCAUCAGUGAGCCUGGAAAUGCAUGAGCAGACCAUGAAGGCUGUGAGGGAAGCUGAGGCAAUUAACGCUCACCACCUUCUGGAUCAGCAUCUCUACAAGAGCAGAAAACAGCAUCGGCACAGAUUCAGUCGCAGCCAUUUCGAUAUCAACAGAGAUGAAAAAGAAGUCCAGGAGAUCUUCCAGAGAACCAUGAGGAACCGACUGAAGUCGUUCACGUCUGCAAAAAUGGGCGUCAAACCACCAAAGACGAUUGUCAAGCACACACAAAAAGAACAGCAGCAGAAGAUGCCUAAUGGAAAGUCAACGGACAAGGCUAAAACCAGCUAUUCGGAUGAUGAGGACUCAGAGGGAGACAGCGCUUCUGGCUAUGACCAAUCAUACAUGAGAGCCACGUACAGAGCAGGAGCUGGGAUUGAGAACCCAGCCUUCAUGCCGGACCUGGACCCCAUGGAGUUGUUGCAGAUUCCGCCUUGGCUUGCGGAGAGUGAGCUCGACAGCAGCAUGGUGGCUCUGUCACAUCGAGCCCAGGUGGAUUUGCCAAGGACCCCAAGCAACCUGCGCCGCCUGGCCUCUCUUCGUAUCAGCACUCGCUCCACUGACUCCUUCACACUGGAGAACAUUCCAGACACACAGCAGAUGGACAGCGAUCAAUUGCAGCCGCCCCCUCCUCCUCCUCCCAGAGACGAUGGCUACGUGUAGCUGGAUCCCAACCCAAACACUCAACUCUGUCUCACUUGAAUCUGGCUGCCAAAGAAACAAAACUAAACUCAGAACGUUUAAGUGUGUACUCUAAGAAUAUUGACUAGGCAAUAUUUUCUUUUCCAUGUAUGUGAUUAACCUUAACUCUUGUGU
Messenger RNA from Neolamprologus brichardi, 2430 nucleotides. NCBI's taxonomy places the organism in Eukaryota, Metazoa, Chordata, Actinopteri, Cichliformes, Cichlidae. The record is from RefSeq and is a predicted model, not a curated record.